Drosophila ficusphila is the source of this 1057-nucleotide messenger RNA. RefSeq lists its product as uncharacterized. Lineage: Eukaryota; Metazoa; Arthropoda; Insecta; Diptera; Drosophilidae. The record is from RefSeq and is a predicted model, not a curated record.
AGCUGAGAUGAAAGCGAUUACUUUAGCAGUUCUGGGCCCGAUCCUUGUGUUGUCAUUAUUGCAAAAUGCAACAUAUGCAAGCGCACAUACAGCGAAUGUCAUCUUAACAGAUCCGCCAACAGAGGUUACGUUAGAGUGUGGUGAGAAGCAUCAUAUCGUGGUUAAUAAGGGUAUUCUAUUUGAUAAUAAAGAUGGUGAAAGGUAUGCCGAAAGUGCACGGUAUCCGCCAAAGAUGGCGUGUGAUUUAGAACGAAAUUGCAACUUCAAAUUCGCAUCAGAAACGUAUGACUAUAUGAGUCCACGUCCGCAAAAAGGUUUCCAACUUACUAUCAUUUACGAUUGCAAACGAGAUAACUUUCAAGGAAAUCCAAGAAGGAUAACAGGCUAUGGAAAAACCGGCGGUUGUCCGCAAGACUCUUUCGUUCAGAAACACGUUGCUUAUUUUAACGAUCGAAACAUCGCCCCCGUCAAUACGGCAGCGGCACGAAGGGAAAGGGAAUUGAUUGCCAUGAGCGUCUCUGCUCAAGUCAGGCGUUUUAGGCAAGCAAACCCAAGAGCACCCAUCGAUCCAAAUGUUGGCACAGUGUUUUUGAUAUAUGAUGAUGUAUCGGGCAAAUCCGAUUUCAUGCCGAGUCAAACCAAUAAAUGUCAAUUCACGCGGGAAGGUCUUGCCAAAUCAUUGAAGUAUAAAUGCGAUCGAGGCACCAAUAAAUGGACAUGUACUCCUGAGGGCAACACGGACUUGGCUAUACAUUACAAAAAUACUGGCCAUUUACAGUAGGAACCAAGGCUCAAACCAAGACCAUGACCAUGACCAGUGAAAACCGUUCCAUUCUUCUAACCAAAAUCGCUUUCGAAACCGGAAUUCCUCUCAAACGAAUUGAUUAAAAAGUAAACACAUCACGAAACACAUCACGAAACACAACACAGUGUACACUACUACAGUUUAUAGAUUUUUUUAUUAAAAACGGAUCAACGAUUAAAUAUAACAUAUCUACAGAAAAAAUAACAAUUAGUGAAUUAACAAGCUCAAUAUGAUAAUAAAUUUUUGACAAUC